UAGAGCCACACAAAUUCGUGUGUCGAGUGGAGACAGGAGUUGAGAAGCAGUACAGCGUCUAUUACCCAUAAUCGUUCUGAUGUUUCAUUGUAUGUCCAAAGAAUGAUUUCACGUAGAAGUCGGCAGACCGUUGCUUUUUUGUUGUCUUCAUCGCAUGUCACAAUGGCAAUGAGCGCAUGUCACAAUCACAAAGAAAGAUCAUGAACUGUAACAACCCAGAAUAUUUUAUCACUGGACAGAAGACAAAUAACGAUGCAGUACAGAUGAAAAUAGCAUUUAAGAAAAAAAUCUGGCAAAAAGUAACUCAUAUGCUCAAAGCAUUAUGCGUCACUCGGUCAUUGAGGACAGUCCAAGUGAGCAACAAAUGAAAGAAAACCGUAAAAAAUGGAGAGUCACAUGCAGCUGGUUACCCAAAAGAUAUUUGCUGGCAAUCCUAAGCUUUUUGGGAUUUCUAAAUCUCUAUUCAUUACGAGUCAAUCUCAGUGUUGCCUUAGUUGCCAUGGUUUCAAAUAAAACGAUAACCAACUCUCCUGGCUAUGUCGUUUUUACAGAGCCGGCAGAAUUUUCUUGGAACACAAAAGAACAAGGUAUCAUCCUGAGCUCUUUCUUUUAUGGUUACAUCAUCACCCAAAUACCUUCUGGAUAUCUUGCAGCCCGUUUCGGUGGGAAAAACCUUUUUGGUGGAGGUAUUCUAAUGACAGGACUGUUUACAUUACUAACACCAUUAGCAGCAAGAAUGAGUAUUAAGUUUCUCAUAGCUGUUAGAGUGUUGCAAGGAUUAUCUCAGGGCGUCACUUUUCCAUGCAUGCAUGCGAUUUGGAGCAGAUGGGCUCCACCAAUUGAAAGAAGCAGGCUGUCAACGAUAUCUUUUUCAGGACCAGUUGCUGGAACGGUUCUUGGAAUGACAUUGUCAGGAACGAUAGCUUAUAACCAAGGCUGGCCCGCUGUUUUCUACUUCUUUGGCCUUGUUACAAUUAUUUGGAGUGUUUUUUGGUUUUGGAUGGUUACUGAUUCUCCUUUCGAUCAUCCUACGAUUACAGAUAUAGAACUUGAUUAUCUCAAACAGGAAUUAUCAGACGAUAAGACCGAGUCAAAAUUAACAACAGUUCCGUGGAAGGAGUUGCUCACAUCUGUCCCCGUGUGGGCAAUUAUAAUCGCGCAUUUUGCAGGGAACUGGGGCUAUUACACACUACUUACGUCACUUCCGACUUAUUUCAAGCUGAUGCUAAAGUUUGAUCUACAAAAGGCGGGGUUUCUUGCCGCUCUUCCAUAUCUGAUAAUGACCCUAGUUGUUCAGACGGGGGGACAGCUUGCAGAUUUUCUACGGUCGUCGGGAAGAAUGUCAACCACUACUGUUAGAAAGCUUUUUACUGCAUUUGGGUUCAUGUUCCAAAGCGUUUUUAUGAUAGUCGUUGGAUACAGUACAAACAAACAUCUGGCCCUAUUGGCUUUAGUGAUGGCUGUCGGAUUCAGUGGCCUUGCAUGGAGUGGUUUCAUUAUCAAUCACCUUGAUAUAGCACCGCGGUAUGCAAGCCUCCUUUUUGCAAUCAGCAACACUUUCGCUACAAUUCCAGGAAUUGUCGGUCCUCUUGUUGUUGGAUUCCUCACUGCACACGAGACUAGAGAAGAAUGGCAAAUAAUAUUCUUCCUGUCAGCGGCAGUUUACGCGCUUGGAACUCUGGUUUUCUUGAUUUUUGCCUCCGGUAAGAAACAGCCAUGGGCUGAUCCGAAUGGGUACCAAAGUAUUUCUGAAGACAACGAUGAUAAAGACAUGUUGCUGAAAGAGGGAAUCAAGGAUGAGAAAGGCACUCCACAGCUACCAAUGAAACGGAUGAGAGGGAAGAACCAGAAUCUCUAG
This is a messenger RNA of Rhopilema esculentum, 1858 nucleotides long. Lineage: Eukaryota; Metazoa; Cnidaria; Scyphozoa; Rhizostomeae; Rhizostomatidae. The record is from RefSeq and is a predicted model, not a curated record.